AUGUCAACUGAAGUUGAAGAGGUCCGCUCCUCAAAAGAGGCUGCGGUGUCUCCAAACAACAGCAAGCCAGACUCUGAACAUGGGUCAUCGGAUUACUACAUCGAUCCUGUCAAAGAGAGCCGCAUGAUGCGGAAGUUCGAUCUCUUCGCAGUUACCGCCAUGGGAUUCCUUUACUUGAUGUCAAAUCUGGACCGAAGCAACCUAGGAAACGCCAACAUUGCAGGCCUUCCUGAGGAACUCAACCUCGUAGGCAACCAAUUCGGAACUGCAACGACAUUACUAUUUGCAACCUAUGUCCCUCUCGAAGGCCCUGUUGCCGUCCUACUAAAGGUCAUCGGCCCGAAGCCAAUCAUGGCCAUUUCCGCCUUUUGCUGGGGCUCGGCGACUCUUGGAAUGAGUUUCGCUAAAGAUUACCGAGCGUUAUAUGCCUGUCGACUCCUCAUCGGACUGUUCGAAGCUGGUCUUAUCCCAUGCAUCAACGUGUACUUGGGAUGGGUAUACAAGAAAUCCGAGCGUGGGAAGAGAUCUUCCAUGAUCUUUGCAUUCAGUGCCUUCUCCAGCGCGUUUGGUGGCAUCCUUGCCUACGGCCUUACACAAAUUCGAACGGACAAUUUCUCCGGUUGGCGGUGGCUCUUCGCCAUCGAGGGUGCAAUGACCUUCGUGAUUGUUCCUUGCUUCUACUUCGUCUUCCCCAAGUCCCCCACCGAGGCUUGGUUCCUCACGGCAGAGGAAAAGCAGAUGAUGCAAGCGCGCUACGAUGCCGAUCCGAGCUGGGGCAACGACGAGGAGUUCUCCUGGGCCGAGUGCUUCAAGGCGUUCAAGGACCCCAAAUGGUGGGCAUUCUGGGCGUACCAAUUUUCAGUCAACAUCUCUCUCUAUGGCUUGACUACCUUCCUUCCUACCAUUGUGAGGGGACUUGGAUAUACCUCUGUGCAUGCCAAUCUCAUGACCGUGCCUAUCUAUAUCUGCUCUCUGCUUUUCUUCUUGGUCAUUGCCUAUUUCUCAGACAGGACGCAGAUGCGAGGCCCAUAUCUUCUUGGCUGUUUGAUGUGCCUCAUCAUCGGAUAUGCCAUUCUUAUCAGUGUUGAGAACCUCAAGGUGAGGUUCUUCGCCUGUUUCCUUGCCGCUCUUGGAAUUUACCCAACGACGGGUCUCUCUACAAUGUGGCUGCAGGACAACGCCGCAAAGCACUACAAGCGAGCCACGAUGGUCGGAUUUAUGCUAUGCCUGGGAAACACAGCCGGUGUCGCCGUUGGACAGAUUUUUACCACGCCCACAGCCCCCCGAUACAUUCUUGGACUGUCGAUUGCCAUGGGCUUGGCUGCGUUCGCCGGUCUGAUUGUCAUUGUGCUUAUGGUCAGCUUCACUGUUGUCAACCGCAGGCGAGCUGCGAGACUUCUGGCUGCAGAGCAGGCAGGCACUCCUAUUGCGCCAAAUCCUGACUUGGGUGACUACUGUCCACACUUCAGGUAUUCCAUUUAG
Messenger RNA from Clonostachys byssicola, 1482 nucleotides. NCBI's taxonomy places the organism in Eukaryota, Fungi, Ascomycota, Sordariomycetes, Hypocreales, Bionectriaceae. The record is from the annotation of a GenBank genome assembly.